Lecanosticta acicola is the source of this 2239-nucleotide messenger RNA. The record is from the annotation of a GenBank genome assembly. NCBI's taxonomy places the organism in Eukaryota, Fungi, Ascomycota, Dothideomycetes, Mycosphaerellales, Mycosphaerellaceae.
AUGGACAGCCAACGAGGCCGCAGCCGUUCGCCCCAACGAACGACUCGAGCUACGCGCCAUCAACACACCUAUUCCGAAGAUGACUCGAUAUUAAACGUUCGUUUUCUCUUCCUCCGUAUCAGUAUAUACAGUGAUAUUGACAUGACGUGCACAGUCGCGCCAGAUCGAAGCCUUCGGCCGCACAGUACAUGCCACAGCCUCCCAACUCAUCGGUGCCAACUUCCACGAUGCAUCCGGGCAAGACCACUACCGCAAUGCCCUCUCUUCCGUCCAUCGCCUCUCCCAACGACCUCUGAUUCAACAUUCCGUCUUUUCGUUCGCCAAGGCCAACCCGCGACAGUUGAUCCGGAGCAAUUUCAAUACGUCUGAAAUCGAACAUCGAGCGUUGACGUAUCUGCCUGAUGAACUGUUGAAGAACAUCCCCGUGUCGAACAGCCCGUUCAGUCUGUUGGACGGCUUCCGGGCGAGCCUGCCGGAAGACAGCGAAGAAGAGAGUGGGAAGCAGGGUAAGAGACGGAAACAUGGGAGUCGAGGGCAGAAGCUGUUGGAAGGUCGCGAGGAGGCGGGACCGCCGAAGUUGCAUGCGUUGCGACGGGAGAAAGGCAAGCUGGAACACAGACUGGAGAUGAUGGGGAUCAGGAAGACGGUGGCUUCUAGCGAGAUCAGGGAGAUUGACAGCAAGAUCGCAAACCUCAAUACUAUGCGGAAAGUCGUACUGGAACGCAUGGCUGGUCUGGAAGACGAAGAGCGCGACUUGGAGCAGGAACUCAGCGAUGCGGUGGAAAAGUUGGAAGUUGCGCAGGAAGAGUGGGAUGAUGAGCAAGCGACAGCAGCGAGGACAGAUCCAGCACUGGCAGCUCAAAGGCAAGAGAAAUUGACGCAAGAAGAGGAAGAGGAGGCUCAAGACACCCCUGGCUUCAUGUCGGAGAGCAUAUACGACAAGUUGCCGAAGACGAGAGAAUCACCAAAGACGAAACGGAAGAAGGUGAACAGACGGAUAUCGAUGCCAGUGUUGCACGAGCACAUGGAGCCUGGAAGUCGAAUACGAGAAGUGCAGGCGCAUAAUGACAUUGUCACUGCCCUGGAUUUUGAUGCGCCGUUUGGAACGCUGGUCACAGCAGCGCUGGACGAUACUGUGCGGGUAUGGGAUCUCAACGCAGGACGCUGUAUGGGCAUGUUGGAAGGGCAUCUUUCGAGUGUCAGGUGUCUCCAGGUGGAAGAGAACCUUGUUGCGACGGGUUCUAUGGACGCCAGUAUCCGGUUAUGGGACCUCAAUCAAGCAGACUACAAUCCCCAAGCGCCGCCCCCAGGGAGGAAUAUCAGUGCAAAAUCCUUAUCUUCAGAAGACGCAGAGGCUGAGCAUUCGUCGACUGGCGAAGACCUUUUCACACCUCCUUCCUCAGAAGAAGCUUUCUCGGCAACAGAAUACCAUGGCAACGCAAUGGCAGAUUGCCACAUGUUCACCCUCUCCGCACACGUCGCCGAAAUCACGGCUCUCAAUUUCCGCGGCAACACACUCGUCUCUGGAUCUGCGGAUAAGACACUCCGCCAGUGGGAUCUGGAAAAGGGACGCUGCGUCCAGACCUUGGAUGUGCUAUGGGCAGCAGCGCAAGCAUCAACUCUCAAUGCUCCCACGAAUACACCGACUCCGGAAGCAGGAACGUGGUGGCGACCUACCGGCGGCAGACUUCAAGGCGCGGAAGCCGACUUCAUCGGUGCGAUACAAGUGUUUGAGACGGCACUGGCCUGCGGAACUGCGGACGGGAUGGUGAGAUUAUGGGAUUUACGAUCCGGGAUGGUACACCGGAGUCUGGUGGGACAUACCGGCCCCGUGACUGCGCUGCAAUUUGAUGAUGUGUAUCUCGUGACCGGGAGUCAGGAUCGGAGUAUACGGGUAAGUCCUCUCACCUAUCAUGAGAACAGUGGAAACAAAGCGACGGGUACUAACUGGAUUUCCUAACAGAUCUGGGAUCUCCGAACCGGCAAUAUCCACGACGCAUUCGCGUACGAUAAUCCCAUUACGUCUAUGCAAUUCGAUGCGAGGAGGAUUAUUGCCGCUGCUGGCGAGGAUGUCGUCAAAGUCUACGAUAAAACGGAUGGUAGGCAGUGGGAUUGCGGUGCUGGGGCUAGUGCUCCGGAAGAUGGCACGCAGCCGAGCGUUGUUGAGAGAGUGAGGAUACGGGACGGGUAUAUGGUUGAGGGAAGAAGAGAUGGCGUGGUUGGGGUAUGGAGUUGUUGA